Candida dubliniensis CD36 is the source of this 1494-nucleotide messenger RNA. RefSeq names its product RNA exonuclease. The coding region runs from base 1 to 1494 and encodes 497 amino acids. Lineage: Eukaryota; Fungi; Ascomycota; Pichiomycetes; Serinales; Debaryomycetaceae. The record is from RefSeq and is a predicted model, not a curated record. Gene Ontology annotation, molecular function: poly(A)-specific ribonuclease activity. The transcript has a single exon.
AUGCUGCCGAUAAGUAAUGAGAGUAAGGAUAGAAAUAAUUUGUCCAAUGGGACUGGUGAUACAGCUAAUGUUUCAAAACCGGUAACAAAAAAACCCAUGGACCCAAAAUUGCUAACACAGGAGUAUAUCCUUGAACAAAGACGUCUUAGGGAACUACGCAAGGAAAAGAUACGCCAACAGAAGGAAGCAUUAGGAUUGAUCCCUCCUCCUGAAAAAGAAAAGUUUUUGAAACGUCCAAUGCUAGGAAUCUGCAAACCAAAACCUGGCCUUCCUUCCAUCAAGAUUAUGAGCUACAACAUACUAGCGCAGACAUUAAUCCGAAGAGAAAUAUACCCUACAAAUGGGAAGAUAUUGAAAUGGUCUGUAAGAUCCCAGAUACUACUAGACGAAUUGAAACAUUAUAACGCUGAUAUCAUGUGUUUACAAGAAGUGGAUAAAGUGCAGUAUGAAGGGUUUUGGGUUAGUCAACUAGAGAAGUUGGGAUAUUCGACAAGAUUUUAUCGCAACAAUACCAAAAAUCAUGGUUGUGUCAUAGUUUUCAGAGAAAAGUUAUUUGUUUGCAAGCAUCAGUCGUUUAUCAGAUUAGACCAAGAUUUGAAUCAAGAAGCCAGCGAAAAACAGUUACCACCCGCACGGAUCGCAACUACAAAUAUCGCAUUUAUGGCAUAUUUGGAGUUUACACCAGCAUUUGUCAAAGAGUAUCCAUGUUUAAAAGAAACCAAUGGAUUUAUUAUCGGUACAACUCAUUUGUUUUGGCACCCUUUUGGAACUUAUGAACGAACACGACAAACAUAUAUGCUUUUAUAUAAAUUCAAAGAGUUCCAACGUGUGUUGAGAAUUAUAGUGGGUAAUUCCAAAAGAUUUUAUUCAUUCUUCACCGGUGAUUUCAACUCUGAGCCAUUUGAUGCACCCUAUCGUGCCAUUACUGCAAAACCGAUAAAGUUUUCUGGUCGGUCCAAGAAUGUUUUAGGCUGUUCGUUGGCAUACACCUAUUCAAAAGAUCGAAGUUUGGAUGAAGACGAUGUAGACAUUGAAGAGUUAGAACAAGAAAGAGACAACAACCCACUGGACCCCGAGCCAGAAACGUUUGAAACGACACCGGAACAGGAGCAACUUAUAAAGGACUUGGAAGAGGCGCACAAUGAUUUAGACGUGAGAGCCAUUUCGUUAUAUUCCGUUGGAUACAAGCAAGCUCAUCCUGAAAAUGCAGGCACUGCUGGACAUAGAAACGAGCCAGCGUUCUCCAACUGGGUUGACAAGUGGAACGGAAUGUUAGAUUACAUUUUCCUAUUGGUCCCAUGGAAUAAAUCCGACGACCAUUCAAAGAAAAGAGAUUUACCAGAAGAUUUGGCUGAACAAUAUAAAAUCAAAUUAACAAAGCUACUUAGAUUGCCUACACCAGAAGAAAUGGGGCCGCCACCAUCAGGACAACCUCGAAUGAAUCAGUACCCAUCAGACCAUCUCAGUAUUAUGGCCGAAAUACAGCUUGAAUAA